Messenger RNA from Pseudomassariella vexata, 1716 nucleotides. RefSeq names its product MFS transporter. The transcript is spliced from 3 exons. Gene Ontology annotation, molecular function: xenobiotic transmembrane transporter activity; fluconazole transmembrane transporter activity. The record is from RefSeq and is a predicted model, not a curated record. NCBI's taxonomy places the organism in Eukaryota, Fungi, Ascomycota, Sordariomycetes, Amphisphaeriales, Pseudomassariaceae. Bases 1 to 1716 code for a protein of 571 amino acids. Gene Ontology annotation, biological process: xenobiotic detoxification by transmembrane export across the plasma membrane. Gene Ontology annotation, cellular component: membrane.
AUGAAGGAACUCGUGCACGACACGAUAUUUAGUCACUGUCUGCGGUUUUUCACGGGUGGCCGUGUUUUUAAAUACCCGGAAGAGGUUGAUUCCUCAAUAUGGAGGAAAUAUAUGAACGCUGAGAAAACAUCCAAUAUUGCCCUGCAUGGACAGACGAGCUCAACGGAGCGGGCUUCCGAGCCUGGGAUCUCUGAAGGUCAAGAUGAGUUGCCAGAUUCUCCUGUAUCCUCAGCUACGGAAAUGGGACAUGAUACCGUCAUCAACGGUGACCCCAUUCGCCGGGUUGACCCCGAAAAGGCGCCGGAUUACUACAUCGUCGACUGGUACGGGCCAAACGAUCCAGAGAAUCCCCGCAACUGGUCCCGCCCCAAGAAAUUCUUCGUCACCUUCGAAAUCUGUUUCCUAACUUUCAGUGUCUACAUAGGCUCCGCCAUCUACACGGCGGGCCUGCUCGACGUAGUCCAACACUUCGCCGUCUCUCGUGUAGCUGCCACCCUAGGCCUGACGCUCUUUGUCGUCGGCUACGGUGUCGGUCCCAUGAUCUGGGCGCCCCUUUCCGAAAUGCCGCAGACGGGGCGGAACCCAAUUUACAUUCUCACACUGCUGCUCUUCGUGGUGCUGCAGGUCCCGACGGCGCUGGCCACCAAUUUUGGCAUGUUGCUUGCUUUUCGCUUCAUUACGGGGUUCGUGGGAAGUCCCUCGUUGGCCACGGGCGGUGCGAGUAUUGGGGAUAUGUACAGCCCGUCCAAGCGGACUUAUGGGCUGGCCGUGUGGGGUAUUGGUGCUGUGUGUGGACCGACACUGGGUCCGCUGGUGGGUGGCUUCGCUGCACAGGCGAAGGGCUGGCGGUGGCCGAUUUGGGAGCUGAUGUGGUUAUCUGGCGGGACACUCGUUGUCCUCAUCUUUUUCCUCCCCGAGACGUCGUCGGCGAACAUACUAUACCGCCGCACUCGCCGCCUGCGGAAAAUGACUGGAAAUGACCAGUUGGUCUGUGAACCGGAACUUGCCAGUAUGGAGAUGACAGGCAAAGAUAUCGUUCAGAUGACACUCGUCCGCCCUUUCACCCUUCUCUUCGCCGAGCCCAUCGUUUUGGCACUGGAUCUGUACAUCGCCCUAACUUACGGCCUGUUGUACAUAUGGUUCGAAUCCUUCCCUGUCGUCUUCAUGGGUAUCUACGGCUUCAACCUUGGACUAGAAGGAUUGGCGUUUCUAGGUAUCCUGAUUGGUGUCUUCGUCACGCUGCCGCCGUUUAUAUGGUAUCAGCACAAGUAUGUCGAACCGAAGUUCAACGAGAAUGGCGAGAUCAAACCCGAGUACCGCCUGCCGCCGAGCUUUGUGGGGGCAUUUGCGAUUCCGAUUUGCCUGUUUUGCUUUGGGUGGACCAGUCGGUCGGAGAUUCACUGGAUUGUACCGAUCAUUGGGACGGUAUUUUUCAGUGUGGGGGCAUUUUGUCUAUUCAACAGUGUGAUGAAUUAUUUGAGUGAUGCGUAUCCAGGUCACAUUGCGAGUGUGCUGGCGGGGAAUGAUCUGCUGAGGAGUGCGGUUGGUGCUGGGUUUCCCCUGUUUGCAUCGAGCAUGUACGAGAAAUUGGGCGUCGAUUGGGCGAGCUCAACACUGGCGUUCAUCUCUGUUGCAUUUAUCCCGAUUCCAUUCGUACUAUACAAGUACGGCGAGUGGCUGAGGCAUAAGAGUAAGCACGCUCGGCACGACUUAUGA